Messenger RNA from Priapulus caudatus, 462 nucleotides. RefSeq lists its product as uncharacterized. The record is from RefSeq and is a predicted model, not a curated record. Lineage: Eukaryota; Metazoa; Priapulida; Priapulimorpha; Priapulimorphida; Priapulidae.
UGUGCCUUUACCCCGACAGUCUGACUUUCCCGCUGCUGUUAGGAACUGAUAAUAUGUUUUCCGGAGUAAAUGCGACAUGGUCAUCAUUCGCUAAGUCACACACCUUUGAGCUCAUUGCGAUGGACAGCGUCUCUGCAUUUUGCCAUGAUGCCGAACAAUCACGUUGGAUCCAGCUGUGUGUCUGUUUGUGGACAAGAAAAGUGAGAGCUGUAUCGCUACGCAUGUCAUCGCAGGGGUAGCAAUACGUCAUCACAAAGAGAGCAAUACUUCAUCACAAAGCAUGCGUGGCACGUCCAUUUAAGGGGCGAUCAGUUUGAUGAGUGAAAGCAAUGCAAGAAAUAGACUGAUCAUGAGAGUUGGAAGACGAAUGUACAAUGCCAAUCCUAUCUUCUCAUUACUAUAAUUGUGUGUAUACUAUCGUAACAAAAAAAUCAAUGAAAUCAAUAAAUUGUUUGAACAGUG